AUGGGACCAAAAAUAAUCGAAGAAGUGAAAAAAAUAUUUGAAGCAGGAAUCAUACCAAGCUCUAUCAAUAGUACACAUGUACGGCUCAUACCCAAGAUCCCCAGCCCAAAAACUGUAGCAGAGUACAUACCCAUUACUCUAUGCAAUGUUUACUACAAGAUAUUCUCCAAGAUCCUAACCAGCAGGCUACAACCUAUCCUAUCCACAAUCAUCUCUGAAAAUCAAAUAGCUUUUGUGCCCGGAAGAGCUAUUUCAGACAACAUGCUUAUCACACAUGAAACACCACAUUACCUGAAAGGCUCGGGAGCUACGAAGCACUGCUCCAUGGCCGUUAAAUCAUAUAUGAGCAAAGCCUAUGACAUGCUAGAUUGGAGCUUCAUUGUCGCACUCAUGGAAAGAUUGAGCUUCCUUCCCAAAUGGAUCAACUGGAUCCUCCAAUGCAUAUCCACAAUAUCCUACACCUUCCUUAUCAACGGAGCAGCCCAAGGUAGAGCCAUUCCACAGAGAGGCAUCCGACAAGGAGACCCUCUUUCACCAUUUAUCUUCAUACUAUGUGGAGAAGUAUUAUCAGGACUCUGCAAAAAAGCGCAAAUCAAUGGAUCUCUACCAUGUAUCAAAGUUUCAAGAGAAAACCCUAAAAUAAACCACCUACUCUUUGCGGAUGAUACAAUGUUCUUCUGUAAAACCAACCAGAAGAGUUGUGAAACCCUCUGCUCUAUCCUGCAAAGAUAUGAAGAAACUUCAGACCAACAAAUAAAUCUCCUGAAAUCAUCUAUUACUUUCUUAAGGAAAACACCGCAAGAGAUACAAAUCAGGGUCAAAACCUCCAUAGGUAUUGAAAAGGAAGGUGGACAAGGAAAAUAUCUAGGUCUCCCAGAGAGCUUCGGCAGGAGGAAGAAGGAUCUCUUCACCCUGAUUGUGGUCCGUAUUCGCCAAAAAUCAAUUAACUACUCGUCAAAGUUCCUAUCAAGCGCAAGCAACCUGAUAAUGCUCAAAUCAGUGCUCUCGGCCAUCCCCACCUAUACAAUGUCUUGCUUCAAACUACCUACAUGA
Microthlaspi erraticum is the source of this 1053-nucleotide messenger RNA. NCBI's taxonomy places the organism in Eukaryota, Viridiplantae, Streptophyta, Magnoliopsida, Brassicales, Brassicaceae. The record is from the annotation of a GenBank genome assembly.